Stylophora pistillata is the source of this 2612-nucleotide messenger RNA. RefSeq names its product 4-aminobutyrate aminotransferase, mitochondrial. Gene Ontology annotation, cellular component: mitochondrion. The record is from RefSeq and is a predicted model, not a curated record. Gene Ontology annotation, biological process: GABA catabolic process. Gene Ontology annotation, molecular function: 4-aminobutyrate:2-oxoglutarate transaminase activity; pyridoxal phosphate binding. Lineage: Eukaryota; Metazoa; Cnidaria; Anthozoa; Scleractinia; Pocilloporidae.
UUGAGCUUUCCUCUCCAGCAGGAAAGCGUGACCAGUGACUGUGUGGCUCAAAAGAGAACUUAGGUCACUAAUUGUUGCGCAACGGGUUUGCAAGGAGGAAGAUCCUUACAGGUAGUAAAAAUGGCUCUCUUUGGAUCACGAGCAAACAUGUGGAGAACGUUAAACUCCUUGAUCAAACGAACUGGAGUUGCAGGUCGUGUGUUGGCGGCUUUGGUGAGCGACACGUUUACAAAUUUGGAAAACCGGAACAUCUUGGAAAACCGCAGAAUACAAUGUUUUGGUGCUCAGAUAUUGGUUGCCAGAUUUUCUUCACCAUCUCAAGAGUAUGAAAAGCCAGCAAUUAAGACUGCUAUUCCUGGACCACGCUCCAAAGAGCUGAUGACAGAACUAUCUCAAGUGCAGCUAACAAAGGGAAUGUCAUAUUUUGUUGAUUUUGAGAAGAGUAUAGGAAACUACAUUGUUGAUGCUGAUGGCAAUGUUUUGUUAGACGUUUUUCAACAAAUUGCUUCUGUUCCACUAGGUUACAAUCACCCUGCUUUGGUGAAAGCUUUACAAGAUCCAAAGAAUGUGUCAUCCUUUGUCAACCGUGCAGCCUUAGGUCUCUAUCCACCAGUUUCCUUUUUUCAAGACUUAAAAGAUGCUUUGAUAAGUGUAGCCCCACCUGGACUCUGUGAGGUAACCACAAUGGCUUGUGGAACUUGCUCAGUAGAGAAUGCAUUUAAAUUGGCUUUUAUGCAUUAUAGGACUAAACAACGGGGUAAUCCUGAACCUUCCUUGGAGGACCUAACAAGCUGCAUGAAAUCCCAGGUUCCUGGCACACCACCGUUAGCAAUUCUUGGUUUUGAGAGAGGAUUUCAUGGUCGAACUCUGGGUGCUCUUUCCACAACCCGGUCAAAAGCAAUGGCAAGAGUAGACAUUCCUGUAUUUGACUGGCCGAAGGCGCCAUUUCCUGUCCUGAAGUAUCCACUAACAAAAUACGAAAGAGAAAACAAAGCAGAAGAAGAUAAAUGUUUGGAAAUGGCCCGUCAGGCGAUCAUUGACAGUAAUAAUGCGGGCAAACCAGUUGCAGGAAUAAUUGUCGAACCCAUUCAAGCUGAAGGAGGAGAUAACCAUGCAAGUGCUGACUUCUUUAAUUCUCUUCAGAGGAUUGCUAAAGAGUUCGGUGCUCUGUUUAUUGUUGAUGAAGUACAGACAGGAUGUGGAAGUACCGGGAAAUUCUGGGCACACGAACACUGGGGUCUCGUUGAACCUCCUGACAUAGUGACCUUCUCAAAAAAGAUGCUGAUCGGUGGGUUCUACCAUAGGCCAGAAAUACGAGUUCAGCAGCCACUACGUAUUUUUAACACGUGGAUGGGGGAUCAAAGCAAACUUGUCCUUUUAAAAGAAGUUGUUAAAGUGAUCCAAGAGGAAAGCUUACUUCAAAGAGUACAAGAAAGUGGCAAAGCGCUGUUGAAUGGCUUGGAACAUAUGCAGGAAAAAUAUCCUGGAUUGUUUUCUCGUGCCCGUGGUGUAGGAACAUUUUGUGCUAUCGAUUGCGCUGAUGCAGAUAUUAAAGCAGAAUUUCUUUCAAAGAUGAAAGCCAAUGGUGUGGAGAUGGGAGGUGGGAGUGGGGAAGUUAGCAUCCGCUUCAGACCAACAUUAACUUUUUCACCACAUCAUGCAGACAUUCUGUUUGAAGUAAUGGAUACAGUGGCUUCCCAAAUGUAAUGACAUUGGAUGUCGUUUACUCUUCGUGAACCACACUUAGCAUCCUUUUGAUCUAAAAUCGUGUUCUGUUGCAAUGACAUUGUGUGCUUUACUUAACAUUUUAAGUUAUAUUCCUUCGAGUACUCUAUUAGACGGAGAUGAAAACUAUGAUUUUGUCAUGUUUGGAGGUUGCAGACUUGGAAGGUUUUAGAAUACACCUCGGUGGCGGCCAUAAUCUAAGUACACAGAUUAACUUACUAUUUGGAAAGUUCUGAUAUCUUCAUUGGCUUUAUAGUUAGUGUUGCGACCUCGUCCUAACCCCUCACGGUGUUUUCAUUAUCAGAAGGAAUUGCAACAAAUUAACUGACUUGGGUAGCUCAAGCAGUAGUUUAGCCUUGAAGAAUGUUCAGUUCUUGGACUGUUUAAAUGAUAUAACUGAACUCUCACGUACUAGUUACAAAAAUACCUGUGGAAGACUUGAUUAAUUAAAAAAUCUCAAAUGAAAUCAGCCAUUGGGACAACCAAGGGGUUAUUUAGGGAAAACUGUAUCUGCUCAAUUUUACACAUAUGGCAUUAUAUUCAUACUAAACUGUUGAGUGGCCAGUUUAAUAAGUACUUUUGACUUGACUUGCAGAAAUGUUUUGGUUUUAUUCAUUAAAAAUACCUUGCCACCAAAAAGGGGCCAUUUAAAUUGAGCCCCCCACCCCUUCUGAUAAUUUUCAUUUUCCCCUCCAACACUGUUUAUUAAAUCGACAAUGAAAUGACAAGAAAAGACACAUUGUUAAUACUGAGCAGCAUACAUAAAACUUGCUUUACCAAUCCAACUGAGAGCUUACAAACACCAAGUAACUUGGGUUAAAAUGAAUGAGAUGCAGUAUACAUGAGUCUUCCACUGUAAUUUCACAAAGCACACAGUCAUCCAAUCU